CCAAAGCAUGGACGCAUGGCUUUUAAAGGCCACCACCCCGGUGAACAUGAUAACUCGCACAAGCUAUCCAGUCACGCGUCCGCGCCGAAAAUGUCGCCUCCGGCACCAUGCCAGCUCCUCGGCGCUGAGAGCGCCCACGCGACGGCAGAGCCAUUCCGCGUGUACGUGGGCUACGACUCCCGCGAGGACAUCGCAUACCGCGUGUGCCGGCGCUCACUGCUGCGGCGCUCCUCCGUGCCGCUGGAGGUCAUCCCGAUCGUCCAGCAGGAGCUCCGCGAGGCCGGGCUGUACUGGCGGGAGCGCGGGCCGACGGAGAGCACGGAGUUCUCCUUCACCCGCUUCCUGACGCCACACCUCGCCGGCUACCGCGGGUGGGCGCUCUUCGUGGACUGCGACUUCCUCUUCGUGGCGGACGUGGCGGAGCUGGCGCGCAUGGCCGACCCUCGCUACGCCGUGCUCUGCGUGCACCACGACUACACGCCCAAGGAGGCCACCAAGAUGGACGGCGCCGUGCAGACGGCGUACCCGCGCAAGAACUGGUCCUCCAUGGUGCUCUUCAACUGCGGCCACCCCAAGAACCGCGCCGCGCUCACGCCGGAGGCCGUGAGCACCCAGAGCGGGGCGCAUCUCCACCGCUUCGCUUGGCUCGACGACGCCGACGUCGGCGAGGUGCCGUUCGCGUGGAACUUCCUCGUGGGGCACAACCGCGUGGACCCGGCGGACGUGGGCGGGACCGCGCCGCGCGCCAUACACUACACGUCCGGCGGGCCGUGGUUCGAGCUGUACAAAGACUGCGAGUUCGCCGACCUCUGGAUCCAGGAGCGCGACGCGUACGAGUCGGAGGAGAAAGAAGGCGAGGUGGAAGGCACAAGAGUGCCAUCAUCGUCUGCAGUUGCUGUGGACGCAUGAUGCACCACGUGUUCCGGUUUAAUUUUUUUACACAGCACACCACGUGUUCCGUUCGUCUUUGUUGGUUAAUUUGCUUGUUUGACGCGCGGUCGUGUCACUGCGUACGUGCCGUUGUCAAGUUAGUUCCUACUGCAAGUGUAACGAUCGAGUACCAUGUGUAAGAAUAAGGACCUGUAAGGCGCGUUCCUUGAGGGCCAAGUAUCCAAUAUAAUUAUCGGUUUUGCUAAAA
Molecule: messenger RNA, 1138 nt
Organism: Hordeum vulgare subsp. vulgare (domesticated barley)
Lineage: Eukaryota; Viridiplantae; Streptophyta; Magnoliopsida; Poales; Poaceae
Product: protein CDI-like
Exons: 1
Coding region: 16-909 (297 amino acids)
Source: RefSeq, a predicted model, not a curated record